Messenger RNA from Glycine soja, 1293 nucleotides. RefSeq lists its product as uncharacterized. Lineage: Eukaryota; Viridiplantae; Streptophyta; Magnoliopsida; Fabales; Fabaceae. The transcript has a single exon. Bases 1 to 1293 code for a protein of 430 amino acids. The record is from RefSeq and is a predicted model, not a curated record.
AUGGCUCCUGAUAGAACCCAAUUUCAAAACAUGAGCAAGAAGGAGCAUGAAUCCUUUAAAGAGUAUGCCCAGAGGUGGAGGGAUUUGGCAGCACAAGUGACACCCUUCAUGAUGGAGAGAAAAAUGAUAACCAUGACAGUAGACAUAUUGCAAGUGUUCUACUAUGAGAAGAUGGUGGGUUAUAUGCCCUCUAGUUUCGCAGAUUUGGUGUUUGCGGGCGAGAGGAUUGAGGUAGGCUUGAGAAGGGGAAAGUUUGUUUACGCCACUUCCGCAAGCACAAGCAAUAGGAGGUUCGGAGUGGGUAGAGCCAAGAAGAAAGAGGGAGACACCUAUGCUGUAACUUCAGCUCCCAUAUGGCCUAAAUCCCAACAAACCCCUCAUAACCCCACUUACCAAUAUUCCCCGCACCAACCAAAUUAUUCGGCCAACAUCGGAAACCCUCCCAAUCUGGCACCCGUCCAACAGAGAUUGCCCACUCAACCACAAAGGCCUCCCCCACAAAACUCAUUUCCCACACAAUCUCUUCCCACCGAAAUCACCAAUCCCAGUGCAAGCACCAAUCUGAGAAGGAAUUUUCCAGCAAAGAAGCCUGUAAAAUUCACCCCGAUACCAAUGUCAUAUGCUGACCUGCUACCAUCCUUGAUCAACAACCAGAUGGCUGUAGUGAACCCCGGGAAGAUCUACCAGUCUCCCUUCCCUCAAUGGUACAACCCUAAUGCGACCUGCGCCUAUCACGUGGAUGUUUCGGGGUAUUCAAUAGAGCAAUCUGUGGCCUUCAAACACAAGGUACAAAGUUUGAUCGACGUGGGGUGGCUGACAUUUCAAGAGGACAACCCAAAUGUAAAGACCAAUCCUCUCACUGGUCAUGGAGGCUCGGCGGUUAAUGCGGUUGAAGAGUGGGAACCUCGGGGGCCGAAGCGGAUGGAAGACAUGUUAACCUCUAGGAGGUUCAUUUUGGAAGCACUGUGCGAAGCUGGGAUGAUUCGCCUUGACGGGAACAAGGGGGACUCUUGUUUAAUACAUUUGGGGGCAUCACACGACGUAGAGACAUGCCCAAUGGCGGGAGAAUUACUACAAGGGAUGAUGGAUAGAGGCCUAAUUGAAGUUUGUAGCGCAAGAAAAGGGGAAGGGGAUGUGUGCAUGCAGUCGAUUCAUAAGAGCUCGAGUAAGCCCAAGCCAUUGGUGAUCCACUUCACAAGGGAUGUUGCCACACAUAAGCCUCGAGGUUUCCAGUCUGUCCCAGUUAAGAAGCCUACGCCUUCCCCUUACAAAAGUGAUAAGGUGGUGCCAUGA